This is a messenger RNA of Oncorhynchus kisutch (coho salmon), 1168 nucleotides long. RefSeq names its product membrane-associated guanylate kinase, WW and PDZ domain-containing protein 1-like. Gene Ontology annotation, molecular function: protein binding. Lineage: Eukaryota; Metazoa; Chordata; Actinopteri; Salmoniformes; Salmonidae. Gene Ontology annotation, cellular component: cell-cell junction; cytoplasm. Gene Ontology annotation, biological process: signal transduction. The transcript has 4 exons. The coding region runs from base 551 to 1108 and encodes 185 amino acids. The record is from RefSeq and is a predicted model, not a curated record.
GCAUGCGCUCAUUUUACUAGCAGCACCUCUCGAUCGGUACAGCACGCGGAGUGGGAUAAAAUAUAACAAAACGUUGUACCUGCUUAAAGGAGCCGUGGUCUGUGUGGUACCACCAACCAACUCACCGCGUUUUCAAAGAAAACCUCCAUUGCUUGGAUCUUGAACGGAAAAUAUUGAAAGUGGUUUUUAUAAAGAAGGAACUGAGAAACGACUUUAACAAGUGGAUACUGUAGGUUAGUGGUACUUUGGCAGACGCCUAAGAUAUAUAUAUAUAUAAACGAGAUUACUCGGCAAGGAAGAUGAGAAAAACAAUACCUGCAAAUUAGGACCAGCUGCUCAGGACUUCUACAGAAGUGGUCCAUUGGACAAGAAUGGCUUGAUUUUUUUUUUGGCGUGAAUGAUGGGCAGAUUUUGACAGCAGCACUCAUGCUUCACGGAAAGAAAAAGAAAGUUUGUUGCGUCUGAUUUGGAUAUUAUAUUCUGAGACACGUUGUGUUGUCUAUAUUGCUAUAAAUCGGCGAGACCACCUGUUUGGUGUCGGAUAUUCAUCAUGUCCAAAGUGAUCCAAAAGAAGAAUCACUGGACCACUAAAGUUAACGAGUGCGCGGUCCUCAAAGACGCUCGCGGUGACUUAAAUGUGCAAUUGCUCGGUGGUGCGGAGAACGGAGAGUUCGCCUACAUCGGACAAGUUAACGAUGGUAUCGUGGUUUACAAAAAUGGAAGAUUAACAGAGGGGGCGUUGAUAUUGGAAGUAGAGAACCUCUCGAUCUCUGGGUUGCCCCUGUAUGAUGUACAGACAGUGAUAAAGAAUUGCAGUGGUCCCAUCAGAUUGAGAACGGUCAGACAAGGAAACAAGCUGAAUAAGGACCUGAAGCACUAUCUGAGCCAGCGCUUCCAGAAGUCCUCUCCGGACCACGAGCUGCAGCAGACCAUCCGAGACAACCUCUACCGCCACGCCGUGCCUUCUUGUAGUGGCACAUCCGAGGGAGAGGAGAGUGGCCAGCCACGAAAAGAAAAUACCCUUCAAAGUGAAAAGGAGCGGUUCAGAAGGAAAGGAGAAUUGAGGGUACAACCCGUCCCCCGCGUCACGGAGAGGUCCCUGGGAUAGAUUACAACUUCCUGCCGGUGGAGGACUUCCUGGCGCUGGAGCAGAGGGGAACCCUUCUGG